AUUUUACUAAUUUUCUCACCUACCAUUAAAACAUCACCCGUCUAUUUAGACCGAUCCCAGCCGUCCAUUUCAAAACACAACUCAAGCCUCACGAUCACCCCGAUCCAACGAUCACAAUUACAUCUUCUGGAAACUUCUCUCUCUUCGCAGCCCCCCCUUAUAUCUUACUAGUAUAUAUCACUCCCACACUCACAAUCCUCAGCUCAGUGCUUGUGUUGUCCACGCUCUCUACCCAUCGUUAGGGUUUAUACAAUUUCUCUCUCUACGUUUCAGAAUCUGUGAAAAUGGUGAAGAACUACCCAGCUGUGAGUGAGGAGUACUUGAAGGCUGUUGACAAAUGCAAGAGGAAGCUCAGGGGUCUCAUCGCUGAGAAGAAUUGCGCUCCUAUCAUGCUCCGUCUUGCAUGGCACUCUGCUGGUACAUUUGAUCAGUGCUCAAAAACUGGAGGUCCUUUUGGAACCAUGAGAUUCGAAGAGGAGCUUGCGCAUGCUGCCAACAGUGGUCUUGAUAUUGCUUUGAGGCUCUUGGAGCCCAUCAGGAAGCAGUUCCCCACUCUCUCCUUUGCUGACUUCUACCAGUUGGCUGGAGUUGUGGCUGUUGAAGUUACUGGAGGACCUGAUGUUCCAUUCCACCCAGGAAGGCCGGACAAGGCUGAGCCACCUGUUGAAGGCCGCUUGCCCGAUGCUACCAAGGGAUCUGACCACCUGAGGGAUGUCUUUACCAAACAAAUGGGUCUGACCGAUCAGGAUAUCGUUGCACUCUCUGGUGGCCACACUCUGGGAAGAUGCCACAAGGAGCGAUCUGGAUUUGAGGGACCAUGGACUUUCAACCCCCUCAUCUUCGACAACUCUUACUUCACGAAGCUUCUGUCUGGAGAGAAAGAGGGGCUUCUGCAGUUGCCAACAGACAAGACUCUUCUCACCGACCCUUGCUUCCGCCCAUUCGUUGAGAAAUAUGCUGCGGUUUGUGCAUUCUAAUCCUUACUUCUCUGCAUUCAUACAUUGCGCUCUGUGCUGAUCGUAGUUUCGUUCUCUCUCCGAUGAUAGGACGAGGAUGCAUUUUUUGCGGACUACGCUGAGGCUCACAUGAAGCUCUCUGAGCUGGGGUGAAACCCUUUUCCUUGGUUUGGCUUUGUAAUUGAGACUAGACUUUGAUUUUUAAGGAUAUUUACCUUUUUCUAUUGAUUGCUGCAGAUUCGCUGAUGCCUAA
Messenger RNA from Salvia miltiorrhiza (redroot sage), 1209 nucleotides. Its product is annotated as L-ascorbate peroxidase 1, cytosolic-like. Gene Ontology annotation, molecular function: peroxidase activity; heme binding. NCBI's taxonomy places the organism in Eukaryota, Viridiplantae, Streptophyta, Magnoliopsida, Lamiales, Lamiaceae. The record is from RefSeq and is a predicted model, not a curated record. The transcript has 9 exons. Bases 285 to 977 code for a protein of 230 amino acids. Gene Ontology annotation, biological process: hydrogen peroxide catabolic process; response to reactive oxygen species; cellular response to oxidative stress.